GCUGGAACUGCGUUGUGUUAUGGGGUUUCUCGCUUUUCUCAUAUGACAUGAUUCCUUGCGUUGCUUGGAUUUCCCUUUUUUGUCUUUCUAAAUGUUUCUUCGUUCCUUCUACCCAUUUAGCACGGCUUUACAAUUUCGUUUAUACAAUGAACUUUUGUGUUUUAAUUUUCACUUCGCGACUUCAUCGUUUCUAUGUCCGUUUGGAAGGUCACUCAUCUGUUAAGGUCUGUUUGUUUGCUCUCUCCUUGUGUCUUUGGAGCUUUGCUGCUGUUAAGUCUCUCCUCAAAAUACUUUUAUUCGUUUCCAUUUUUUAUGGUGAAGAUUUGACUUGCAUUUGAGAAGACAUGGGCAUACCAGACCAUUCGAGCACUGAAGUUACUUAUAUCUAUAUUUUGGUGGUUUAAGUGCUGUUAUAUCUCUGUUAGAAGCAAGUGAUUUGUUGAACAUGACUACUCAAACUGCCAAAAUUCGACUGGUUAAAUGCCCCAGAUGCAGGCAUCUUCUUCCUGAACCGGAGAUUCCUGUUUAUAAAUGUGGAGGCUGUGGUGCUGUUCUCCAAGCUAAAAUCCGGAGAACCAACACCCAGAACACAGUAUUGAACCACGACAGAAGUGAUGCCACUGGAGAAGGCAGAUUGGAUAGCAUACAAGAUGAGAAGAGGACCAAUGGCCCAACUGAAGAAGCUCCUGUUUCUGAAAAAGCUGAAUCUUCAUCAGAUUCUGGCAGUAAUGGGAAGCAAGUUAAUGGCCUCAUUCAAGAAACCAGUUCGGAAAGAGGAGAGCAUUCAGUAAGCAACAGCAGUACCAGCAAUCAAGAUUAUUGCAUGAAUAAAGAAACUACCGCAAGAGGAGAGUCUUCAUCAAUUAUUGAUAGUAAUGGUAGCGAAGAUACCUGCCAAAAUCCAAAAAACCCCUCAUCUGCUGGGAAACCAGAUGUAAGCAAUGAAAGGAAGGAGAAUGGUUUCCAUGACUACAAUGAAAAGAUGCCUGGUGAUCAAACCUUCUCCCCUGAGCCUGAGGACCAAGAAUUGACGGCAGAAACUAAAGAAAGAGUGGAACAAUUUGUAUGUGAUUAUACUGGUGAACCAAAUUCACAAGACUAUGAAAAUGACACUCGAGAUUCUGAUAGGAACUGUAUAAGUGGUGGAAGCUUUUCAGAGGAUUUCUACAGUUCGGUGGAGUUCCUGUGCCAUGAGACAGAGGGUUCAUCCCCUGAACAGGCACCAAACAUCUCAGGCAAUGAAACUAAUAGAGGUUCAGGUCAAGUGGACAGAGUGGAUCAAACUGAAUCUAAAAAUUGCAUGAGUGAGCUGCCUGAUCACCAUAACUUUCUCAGUGAACUUUCUUCACCACAUGAAGGAAGAAAAGGCCACGAUGACUUAACUUCUUCAAAAGGUGGCACAUUUGAAGAGGGGGGUGAGGAUAUACAUCUUGCUCGGCGCGUUGGUAGUAAUGGUGGAUGCAAGUCUGAAGAUCACCAAGUUGAGUUUUCUCAAGAUGCCAAUUCUUCAAAUGAAGUUCCUUUAUCCACUGACAUUGUCCCUUCGAUGUCGUCACCAAGGCUGGACGCAGAUGCACCUGUAAAUGAUGACAUAAGGGUUCAAACUAUUAAGAGCUUGGAGAAAAAAGAAACUGGUUCCCUUGAUGCUGAUGAAAACCCCAUCAAUGGGAGAAUCUUAUCAGAUAAUGUUGACUCUUUCGAUGAUUUGAAUCUGGGAGCCUCUCAGAGAUUGACUUCCCCGGCAUUUGAACCAAACGGCAUUACAGACUCCCCAGAUAGUCUGCCAGGCGGUUCCAGCGCAGAGUUUGAUCCUAAACAUAGAGUGCUGUCCAAGUCUCCAACCAAAUGUUACUAUGGACAUGACAGUAGUGCAUCUUCUUAUGAUGGAUUUGAGGAUAAGAUCCCUAAUCGGUUGGCAAAACCACCCAGAAGAAAGUUUAAGGCUGCAAACUCUAAGAACUCUAAUGGAUUGCACAAAGAAGAUGGACCUUGGGCAAAUGAUUCUCAAACUGAAAAUCUUGAGAUGCAAUAUAAGCCAACUAAGGGGCCUGGUCUGAAUGAGAUGCAGAGCAAUCUGUCUGAAAUAAGAUACCAAGCUAGAAAGCCUCCAAUAAUGCCAGAAAAAAGUCAUCCUACCAUGAAGUACAGAACUAACCUGGAUAAUUUGCAUGAUCCCAGGAGUUCUGGCCUUUCCAUUGGAAGUAGAAUGAGAGAGGAUAAGGAUGAGCAUAUUUCUACGGUUCCAUUUAUUCCCAUGUAUCUUCAGACAGGCCAAAGGAAAGCAAGCACCGCCCCUUAUUCUCUUGAUUCCUUCAAGCAUUAUUCGGCUAUUGGUUCAUCUGAUGUACCAUCAUAUGCUGAACCAGACAAAAUGGAACUGUUAAGAAUGGUGAAUGAGCUGAAGGAGGAGCUCAGCAGAAUACAAAUAUCAAAUAGCAGGUUUCCUCUUACUGUGGCUGGGGAGGAUAUGUAUACUCCAACAUACUAUAAUCAUCACCUGAGACCUUUGACAGACAUGCCUUCUAAUUUGAGCUAUUCCAGAUAUGCUCGAAGAUAUAGUCAAGAGAGAGGGUUGGCUCAUUUAAAUCAGCCUUCAAGAAUGGCUUUUUCAGGAGAUGCUGCUGACUAUAUGCGGCAUGUUGAUUGUGCAUGUCUGAACUGUCAUCCGCAAGACUGGCAUUACUCUGUACAGUUACCAUCACAUACAGUUUGCUGCAACAAAGUUCACUGCAGGGGCCACAGUAAUAACUGUUACAAUAGCCCGUGUUCCACAUCUUCAAGUCCCCACCGUUGCAAAAGCUCUGAGUUCUCUGUUUGGGAUCAUGAUACCAUGUCUGGUGACCAAAGGCAUAGAGAUAGUGGGAUAAGAGAUUUGCAAUUGAAAGAAAGAUAUCAGUCCAAACGACAUGUUAGGCCUGUAGCCGGUGGAAAUCCUAUUAUUGCAUGUUACAAUUGCUCGGCACUGCUGCAGCUACCUGCUGAUUUUCUUCUCUUAGGCAGGCGAUAUCAUAAGUUAAGGUGCAAUGCCUGCGGAAAAGUUCUUAAGUUUGCGCUACAGAGUGGCAAACAUAUAGUUCCGUCUAUCCCUGAAGCCCUAGCCCCCCCUCCUAGUAUGGUUGAUUACAGCAGUGAAUCUAUUGCCCGAGGAAAUCAUGCUUCUGCGGCGCAUUCCCUUGACAAUGUAGAUGUUGACCCUGUUUCGUUUAGUGAAGAUUAUGGAGUAUCCUUUGAAAGAAGUUACUCCACAGAAGCGGAUCCCUCAGUAUUGCCACCUCCCAGGCACCUUGUCGAGAGGAACAGUUGUGCGAAAAAAAAGUCAUCUGGUGACACUGUCACGACUGUGGAAGAUAGGAAAAUGAAGUCUGUGAUGGAGUACCAAAAAAUGCCCUCCAAGUCUCUGGAAAACUUUGGAGCUAUGGAAGGGGAGCCUUCAUCAAGGAGAUCUAAAGGGCGAAAGUCAUCAUCUGAAAUCAAGGAAAUUUCAGGAAAUGGAGGAUCUCCUCUUCAUCGGCUUAUGGGAUAUUCAUCACCAAGUGCUGUCAUGAAAAACUGA
Oldenlandia corymbosa var. corymbosa is the source of this 3553-nucleotide messenger RNA. NCBI's taxonomy places the organism in Eukaryota, Viridiplantae, Streptophyta, Magnoliopsida, Gentianales, Rubiaceae. The record is from the annotation of a GenBank genome assembly.